AUGCCACACACGGGUCCCAUGGACUUCCAGGCCCUCAUCCUGUGUGGCCCUGGUGGUUCACUCAGCACAUUCACCUCCAGACCUGAGGAGUAUCCAAAGUGCCUCAUUCAAGUCGCAAACAGACCCAUGGUAUUCUAUGCCAUUGACUUUUGCAGAAGAUCAGGUAUCACUGAUAUUACGUUGAUCACGCCUCCACUGUCCUUCCUUCCCCUCAGGGCCGCCUUGGAUCAAAAUCCAUACCUUACCAGAUUCUACUCACCCUCGGUCUCGGUCAUCGCACCAAAAGACCUCGAGAUGACAAUGGGAACCGCGGAGCUGCUCCGCCUCCCUGAAGUGCAGAGAUGUAUAACCACCAACUUCCUUCUUCUUCCCUGCGACCUCGUCUGUGAGAUUCCUGGUCAAUCAAUCAUCGAGGCAUGGAUUGCCAAUCAGUGGAUCCUCGAGAAUAACAUCGAUUCUAAUGGGGUUCACCAUGCAUCUCCAACUACUUCAUACUUCGAUCGUCAACUAGAAGCUCGCUCCGGCGGUCUAGCUGUUUACUACCAAACGAAAAACCGAGAGGAGAGCAUCCAGGCAGAGGCUACUGAUUUCAUAGCUGUCUCCCCUCUCCAGCAGCACGAAGCACCCGUUGUUCCCGGCCCCGAGGGUCCUUUGAUCCCACGAUUCGGUCUCUCCAAACUCCUGAUGUCAAUGCCAAUGGAUACAAUCAAGGAUAAAAUGAAAGAAGAAAAAGGUCUCCUUGUUCGCCAUUCACUCGUCAAUAAUUGUCCCCACAUCAGAAUGCUCACCACCUUCCGCGAUGCCCAUGUUUACGUCUUCCCAUACUGGGUCAAAAAUCUAGUCCACCACCAAAAGAGACUGGAAUCCGUCAGCGAGGAUUUGGUCGGUACAUGGGCCAAGUCGACAUGGCAGAAAGGUCUCGGCGACAAGCUAGGAUUGACGAAGGACUUCAACGAAGAUACCACCCGCACCCAGGAGAGAGAGCUUACACCCGAAAGCAACCACACUGGCGCAUUCGUCGAUAAAGCUAUCGACAUCAGGGAAAUGAGCACUACUCGAGCCCGUUCAAACUCUGAAAUGCAGCUAGACCAGUUUUACUCAUCCACCGAACUGCCAGAAAUGCUAGCUUAUGUCCACCGAGGAUCAACCCCGUUCAUUCGACGAGUCGAUAACACAGCCGUCCUUCUUUCAACCUCCCUUCUCCUGGCCAAACUGCCCUCUAUCGAUGAAGUGGGUCGCAAGGAAGCGUCGCCUUUUGCCCACGCCCAUAAAGUUGCUUACCCCGAGGGCGUCGAUUCGCCGAGCAAUGUUACGAAGAAGGACUGUCUGCUCGGUGACAAUGUGAUUGUUGCACCUGGUGCCGUUAUCAAGGAGAGUGUGAUUGGUGCAAACUGCCGGAUUGAUGGCGCUGCCCGUAUCAUUCGUUGUGUUUUGAUGGAGGGUGUUGUUGUUGAGAGGAGGGCUGAAUUGACCGGAUGUGUGAUCGGUCGACGAGCUCAGAUUGGCCGCCAAUCUGUGCUGAGGGGCUGUGAGGUCCAGGAUGCCAAUGUGCUUCCGAAGGGAACGAACGCUAGGGAUGAGAAGUUUAUGGUUUCUGCGGAGUUGUGUGUCUAA
This is a messenger RNA of Penicillium crustosum, 1614 nucleotides long. RefSeq lists its product as uncharacterized. The coding region runs from base 1 to 1614 and encodes 537 amino acids. Gene Ontology annotation, biological process: cytoplasmic translational initiation. Lineage: Eukaryota; Fungi; Ascomycota; Eurotiomycetes; Eurotiales; Aspergillaceae. Gene Ontology annotation, cellular component: guanyl-nucleotide exchange factor complex; eukaryotic translation initiation factor 2B complex. The record is from RefSeq and is a predicted model, not a curated record. The transcript is spliced from 2 exons. Gene Ontology annotation, molecular function: guanyl-nucleotide exchange factor activity; translation initiation factor activity.